UGUGUGUGUGUGUGUGUUUCAGUUGUUUCGACUCGCUGUGUUUGUUUGUGGCUUUUGUCAUAGCAUAAAGUAUCUUUGUAUUUUGUGACGAUCACACUCUCUUCUUCAGGUCUGUGGUUGUUCUCACCUCCAGGUGUUGCUGUUUCAAACCCUGUUCUUUUUAUCUGGCACAUGCAGUGAUGCAGAGUACCAUGCCGUCCUUGCUAAGUUUGCUUUCUGUUUGUGCCUCAAUCAUCAUCCUCAUCUAGUAAUGGUGGAUAUCAAAGGGUUUCGAUGUGCAGCUGGACACCCCCCUCCCCCCCACAAUGUCCGACCCUGGGAAGACACAGAAUGCCAGCUUGUCACAUUCAGGGAUGGGGACUGGGGAGGAAGGGAGGGUGCACUGGUUUGAUCUGAUGUCUUGUGAAAGAAUCUUGCGAGGGCAUCUCUUCCUUCUUUCCGUUUAACUCCUUUUCCCUCCUACCUAAUUGAAGGUUUCCACUAGUUCCUCUGACUAAACCCAAUACCCUUUUGGGAGAGCGAGGGGGAGACUAAAAAUAACUCUUAAGUUGAAGUCCCUUGCCGCCAGUUCUGAAGGUUGGCCGGGUGUCUGCAUUACAUUUGAAUAUUAUCUGUGGUUUACCCUGCGCCAUAGGCACAUCUGGCGACAAGCAUAAAUAAAUUAGCAACUGCAAGCCACACGCACACGCACACGGCUAGCAAAAACACACCACCCGCGUAGCGUAGUCUCCUAGCCGGUGGCCAAGGUGACCACAGCUGCGUCAUGUGCGGCCCUUUGCCCUUGCUGCCAUGGUAGUUUAAUGGAUGCGUGCGUCGUCCAUGGAGGCACUGCUAAGAGCCAUGGGGGGGAGGUGGGUAGGGGUUAAGCCGUUUUUUCCCCAGUGAGGAAUCUGCAGGUAGCUGCCUUAAGCCCAGCCCACUUUGACGACAGAGAAUAGGCCCUCGCAUCGGAUGAAGGUCACAGGAAUGUUAGCGCGCCUCCCGCAGUCUCUCUCUCCGCGGCGAGGGGGAGACGAGAGGGGAGCGGUGAGAGUACAAAGAGAGGGGGAGAAAGAGCCACCGGGAGGGAGGGCAUGAGGGGUAAACUUAAGUACACAAAGUACACAAACCUAGGUGGUCAAAGUUGAUUUAUUAUUGCUAACAAAAGGUACACAGACAGUACAUACUGCUAGCAUGACAGGGGUCACUCAGGUGCUGCAGUGAAAGUUGAAGACAAGGGCCUCUAACCUCCCCCACAACCCCCCCGUCCCCUGACCACUUUCUUUUUCCACUCCACUCAACCUCCCUCCUCCCUCUAUGGUCUGUCUCUCCUCUCUGUUGAGUGACCUUGGCGGAUCAGUGACUAGCACUUCCUGGAGUUGGCUUGAAGCAGAACCAAGGGCAAAGUUUGCAGGGACGUUUGGUUGUUCUGACUCUAGCGGACUGAGACAAGGUCAGACUCAUGGCCUCGUUGCAGGUCAAAGCCGGCCCGGCGAUACGGCCUUUGUGUCUUUCUAGUGCAAAAGCCGCGCAAACUUGUUUUUCUUUACAGCACAGCAAAGGCUACUUGAGUACAGUGUAUUCUCUAUGAGAGUGUCACACCGGUUUAUGGCCCUGCUGUGGUUAAUGUGUAAUUCCUGACUCAGAAUCUAACUUCUCUAACUUCGUUUUUUUUAAUGUUUUGUCAAAGUAGAUCAUUUACCUGGUGUACUGUAGCCAUGCCAACACUUUACCCUUCUGGUGGGUAAGUGUUGACUUGGUGGAGAACAAUGAAUGAGCAAUGGCGAUGACUGUUGGUUAAACUUAUGUACACGGCGCUUUAUGAAUCAGGACUUCAGUUGGAAAAAUACCCCAUGGCGUGUUCUUUACUCUUCAGAGUAGAGGAUGUCUGCCGAUGCGUUUGGAGCCGGGGGCACCGAUGCCCAGCAGACCCUGCAGUCCUUCUGGCCCCGCGUCAUGGAGGAGAUCCGCAACCUCACUGUGAAGGAUUUUCGCGUGCAGGAGUUGCCUCUCGCCCGCAUCAAAAAGAUCAUGAAGCUCGACGAAGACGUCAAGAUGAUCAGCGCUGAGGCUCCGGUGCUGUUCGCCAAGGCAGCCCAGAUCUUCAUCACGGAGCUCACUCUGAGAGCCUGGAUCCACACAGAGGACAACAAGAGACGCACCCUGCAGAGGAACGACAUCGCCAUGGCAAUAACAAAGUUUGACCAGUUUGACUUCCUGAUUGACAUUGUGCCCAGGGAUGACCUCAAGCCCCCAAAACGCCAGGAGGAGGUGCGUCAGUCGGUGGCCCCGGCGGAGCCCGUCCAGUACUACUUCACGCUGGCCCAGCAGCCGGGGACAGUGCAGGUGCAGCAGCAGCAGGGCCAGCAGGGCCAGGGCACCACCACGCUCCAGCCCGGGCAGAUCAUCAUCGCACAGCCGCAGCAGGGACAGUUGCUACAAGGUGCCACUAUGCAGCAAUUACAGCAGGUGCAGGUGCAGUCACAGGGCACACCCAUUACGAGUGGCCAGGUAGCCAUGCAGGUUGGUGAUGGCCAGCAGCUCCAGAUUGUGCAGGCAGCACCUGCCCAGAGCCAGGCGGGGCAGGGCCAGGGCCAGACCAUGCAGGUGAUGCAGCAGAUCAUCACCAACACCGGGGAGAUCCAGCAGAUCCCGGUGCAGCUCAACACAGGGCAACUGCAGUACAUCCGACUGGCCCAACCGAUGUCCGGGACACAGGUGGUGCAGGGACAGAUCCAGACGCUUGGUAACGCCCAGCAGAUCACACAGGAAGUACAGCAAGGCCAGCAAUUCAACCAGUUUACUGAUGGACAGCAGUUGUAUCAGAUCCAGCAGGUGACGAUGCCCGCGGGACAGGAGCUCACACAGCCCAUGUUCAUCCAGUCGACCAAUCAGAGCGCAGACGGACAGGUCACACAGGUCACCACCGAAUGAGCUCCACGUGCCUCCCUCCCCCGUUCACUGACACAGACACAGAGACAGACACACAGACACAGACAGACACACCAGCUCACCAGAUUUCAGCAGUGGGAUUUGUCCCACUGCGUGGCAGUGGUACUGGUAGUGCUCACUCAACCAUGGUUCUGAGCGCUGUGAUGGUUUUUGUACAUACCAGGACUGGAAGGCCACCCACCUCACAUAUUUUUUUUUUUGUACAAAAAACUGAUCUUAAUAAAACAAAAAGGAACACCACCCCACCGGCAGUGUAAUGCAGUUUUACCAGUUCAACUAACACAUUAUUUAUAUACACACACGCACAUGCACACACAGUUCACCUCUCGUCCUCCUCUUGUCGUCAAUAUGAAAUCAAGUCAGUCAACAAGUUGGUGGUCCUGGUCACACCUGGAUCCCAGAAGACCAUCCUCUCCCUUGCUCCUCCCCCCACCCCGGCGCUCGGGCACGUGGGAGAUGGUCGGGGCCUUGAUUCCAGGAGCGCCUUGAGAUUUGACCCCAACCCCCUCCUGUCCCUCCUGGCCUUGUGUCUCAUCGUUCUGUGGGCUCCCUUGUAAAGAUGUAGUAGAGUUCUUCUGCUGCACCUACUGUAUUCCAGCCAUAAAGUAAUGUGUCUAAGAUUUAAUUAUUCGAUUUGAAGCCAUAUACAUCACAUUAGCUUGUUUGGAGUUGUGGAGGGGGCUUAAUGUUGACACCAGAACCCAGUAGAAGUCAAUGAUGAUGUGGAGUUAGUUUAUUAAGGUGUUUUUAGCGUGGAUUCUGGGGGAUGAAGAUGGGUCAUGAGGGUAUUUGUUCGUGCCUACGUCUGCACUAGCCCCUACCAAUGUUCAUCAGCUCUACUUUAUCAUGGUUUUCCAAUCGUCUCCGUCUCCCUCUCUCUCUACGUCCCUCCCUCAGUCUCCUGUGAAUCUGUCCUCUGCAUAACAGUGCUGUCCUAGGUCACUAUGCAGUCCCUUAUCUCCCCAUGCUCUCUCUUCAGUGGGGGGGAUUUGAAGUGCUAUUUUCAGUUUUUGUACGUUUCACAUACAAACCCAUGACUUUUUUGAAAGAAACGCCCCAUUUACCCUAUUUUUUAAACCGAACAGUUGUUUUCAAUACAUUCUUUCUCUAUAUUGUGUACAGUAAUGAUCAUUAUUAUCAAUGUUGUUAUUAUUUAGGUUUUUUUUUGCAUGUAGUUUAAACUGCCAGCAUGAUAUGCAACAAAUAGGUACAAAUUUUAUUUUUGAUGUUCCUUUUUGUAAACAGACUGUUUGUGAGAAAAAUUUAAUAAAAACCUUAACGUGC
Messenger RNA from Gadus macrocephalus (Pacific cod), 4215 nucleotides. RefSeq names its product nuclear transcription factor Y, gamma (gene nfyc). The coding region runs from base 1864 to 2913 and encodes 349 amino acids. The record is from RefSeq and is a predicted model, not a curated record. The transcript is spliced from 11 exons. Gene Ontology annotation, biological process: regulation of DNA-templated transcription. Gene Ontology annotation, cellular component: nucleus; CCAAT-binding factor complex. Gene Ontology annotation, molecular function: DNA-binding transcription activator activity, RNA polymerase II-specific; DNA binding; protein heterodimerization activity. Lineage: Eukaryota; Metazoa; Chordata; Actinopteri; Gadiformes; Gadidae.